AUGACGAUGUCGAGACCAACUCGUCGUGACGAGUUCGGUGUGGCGAUAGUAUGCGCUCUUCCUCUCGAAUACAAUGCCGCCACUUUGGUGUUUGAUGAAAUCUGGGAAGGGCAAGACUUCGGCAAAUCGCUUGGCGACUACAACACAUACACACUGGGUCGCAUAGGUCAGCAUAAUGUUGUAUUGGCCUUACUCGAGAUGGGAAAAGUCGAGGCCGCGGGCGCGACAACGAGCUUACGCCAUAGCUUCACCGCCGUCAAGCUGGCUUUCUUGUGCGGCAUAUGCGGUGGAGUGCCAAACCCGAAGCCCAACGUUCAAGUUCUGCUGGGUGACGUAGUCAUCGCCGACCGUGUUGUUGAAUACGACUACGGUCGGCAGUAUCCUGACGAAUUCGUCAGAAACACUGCGACCGGCGGGUCGGACGUGCAAAGCAGAGAAGCCGGUUCAUAUUUUCGCCAUUUGAAAAUGGAUCACCAGAUUGAUCGACUACACGUUCGAAUCCCCAAAGCGAUAGAAGCGCUCCAGCAGAAAAGUGCAGCAAACGGACGCCCGUUGAAAUACAUGCGUCCUGGAGAUGACACAGACAUCCUCUUCCAAGCGAACUACCUCCACAGGCAUCAAAAUCAGUCACAGUGCGUUUGUGGCGAAGGCAAUAUCUGCAACGAAGCGAAAACAGCAUCUUGUUCCGAUUUGAAGUGCGAUAUCAACUAUCAGACAGCCAGAACACGGAUCGAUAUCCUGCAGCAACGGAAGCUUGGCGUAGAUGGGGACACUGCGACCACGGCGAAGCCAGGACCACGAGUUUUCUUUGGCAAUGUAGGCUCGGGAGACACUGUGAUGAAGUCAGGGCAACAUCGCGACAAGGUGGCUCAAGAGCACGAUAUUAUUGCGUUCGAGAUGGAAGGUGCCGGUGUGUGGAAGGCUAUUCCUUGCAUCGUCGUGAAGGCAGUAUGCGACUAUGCCGACAGUCACAAAAACAAAGAGUGGCAGGCCUUCGCGGCCGCAGUAGCUGCUUCUGUCACGAAGCUGAUCCUUGGAGAAUACGUCUCCGCGAUAGCGUCAGCAGCCGAGCAGGCUAGUCACCCUUCAAGGUCGGCCACUGAAAGCACAGCAGAAUCUGGUCCAACCUUUCUUGUGCCCUACCCUGAAAACCCAGAUUUCGUUGACCGUUCGGAAGUCUUCGGCAAGCUGAGAGAGCUUUACGGCCACGCAAACAGUGACAAGAAGGCACACACAAGACUCGCGCUUUACGGCCUAGGUGGCGUUGGUAAAACACAGAUAGCACUGGCCUACUGUUACUGGUUUCAAGACAGAUUCCCCGACGCCCACGUCUUUUGGGUUCAUGCGAGCAACAUCGAUCGCUUUCGUCAGGCUUUCACUGAGAUAGCUCAAGAAUGCAACAUUGCGGAACACGAAACCACUGGCGAUAUCCUCACUCUGGUCAAAAAAUGGCUCGAAAACAGAAGAAAGGCCGGGCGCUGGCUUCUUGUCAUUGACAACGCCGAUGAUAUCGAAGUCUUCUUCCCUCCAAGCCGAUCGAACAAGGAUCCCAACUUGAGCAGUCAAAAUCCAGAAGCAGAAACUUGCGUUGGGCGCUUCAUACCUAAUUGCAACCAUGGUUCUGUUCUUAUCACGACUAGGAAUAAGCAAGCAGGCUUGAGACUCGCUCCAGGAAAGGAUAACAUCAUCGAGGUCGGCUGUAUGACCGAAACGGAGACCGAAUCACUGCUGCACUCCCUACUAUCUGAGAUCGAGGACAUCUCGUCUCAGGAGACGUCACUUCUCUCGAAUCGGCUAGAACACCUACCAUUAGCCAUUGCGCAGGCGGCAUCCUUCAUCAACGAAAAUUCCAUAUCCAUCAACGAAUACAUUAAAUUGCUAGAUCAAAGUGAUCUAAGUCUAGUGGAACGCCUAAGCGAGCCUUUCGAGGCAGUUGGGCGGGAUUCGGAGACACCGCACGCGCUUACGGCAACUUGGAUGAUCUCCUUCAACCAAAUCAAGCAGCAAUAUCCGUUGGCAAGCGAUGCUUUGUCAUUCGCCAGUCUUCUCGAUCGUCAGGGCAUUCCCAAACGGCUCAUUCGGGACUACUGCUACGACAGGCUCGAGGAACUGUCGUCUUCCGAGGAUCCCUUUGAAAAAGGCAAUGUUGCUUUACAGGUUACCAAAGUCUUGGGUACUCUUCUCGCAUUCUCAUUCAUCUCCAAGGCUGGCGACGACUUGUUUGAUAUGCACAGGCUAGUGCAGUUGACAACCCAUAAACGAUUGAUCGACGAAAAAAGCAUGGAUUCAUAUGCAAACAGCGCCAUUGCGACUAUUACCUUCCUCACGCAUUGGCAGUCUUGGGACGCGCUCAACUCGAUGAGCGAGAGCCCCGCAUUCAAGCGGCCUACAUCAACUGCGAGGUUGCUGCGCACUUAUUUUCUCUGA
Messenger RNA from Colletotrichum karsti, 2427 nucleotides. RefSeq lists its product as uncharacterized. Gene Ontology annotation, biological process: nucleoside metabolic process. Gene Ontology annotation, molecular function: catalytic activity. Lineage: Eukaryota; Fungi; Ascomycota; Sordariomycetes; Glomerellales; Glomerellaceae. The transcript is spliced from 4 exons. The record is from RefSeq and is a predicted model, not a curated record. The coding region runs from base 1 to 2427 and encodes 808 amino acids.